CUCCUCUCCUGAGCUUCAUCUUCUACUCACUGAAGUCACUCUCCCGGCCGAAAACACCAAAAUUAAAAAUAAUUUUAAAUAAAAAUAAAAUCCGGCGCCGGAAAUCAUCUCCGGUGAUUAAUCUAGAUAGUGUCAGUGAAGAUUUUGUUUGAAGCUGACGAUUAGACAAAACGGUAUAGUAUAAAGAUUAAGGUGGUAAAGGUUUUACAGCAGUUGAGUGGUUGAGUUGAAGGAGCGAAAAUGCACAAAGGCUUUUGGAUGCCAAGGGAUGCUGGGUGUCUAACUGAUGCAGAGACGGGUUAUGAUAGUUCCUCAAGAAUUGAACCCAAGCGUGGUCAUCAAUGGUUCAUGGAUGCCACCACACCAGAACUAUUCAGUAACAAGAAGCAAGCAGUAGAUGCUGUUAAGGGCAGAACAGUUUCUGGAACAAUUUCUAGUUUUCAGUCAGUCUCAGGGCAAUUCCCUGAACAUCUAUAUGGAUCUGAGCCUGUACAGUCUGUCAAUCUGUUUGACAGGAACAUUCCUUCUGUUGAUGGUAGAAGUUUGAAUUUUGGAAGAAAGGAUUUUCAGGGUCACUAUAAUAAUUCAUCAACGGGUUUGUCUAUGUUUCCUUUCGUUGAAGAUCCUUCAGGUUUCAGUGUUGGUGGAAUCAGAAAGGUUGGGGUCAAUCAAGUUAGAGACUCUGUCAAUGACACAUUAGCACCCAUUGCGUACUCCUAUAGUAGGGGAGAUGGUAACCAAAUUUCAGUGGGUACUAUGUAUCAUAAGAGUAAUAAUGGCACUAUAUCACUGGGUCCAAAUAACAAUAAUGCAGACGAGAAUACCAUAUCAAUGGACCACAGCUUAAAUGAGGGAGGUGAGAAUUUUAUAUCGAUGGGUUCCAAUUAUAGCAAGAGAAAAGACAAUGUAGCGAUUGGUCAAUCUUCUGAAAAGGGAGUUAGCCAUGUCAUAUCGAUGAGUUACUCCUAUAACAAAGAUCAUGAGAAAUUUUUUUCAAUGGGACACAGUUAUGAUAAGGCAAAUGAGAAUUUCAUUUCAAUGAAUUCUUCCCACAGUAAGGUAACUGAUAAUAUCAUGGCAAUGGCUACAGCAUAUGACAAGCCAGGUUCCAACAUCACAUCAGUGGAUUUUACUCAAAACAAAGGGGAUUCUGGAGCGCUCUCUAUGGGUCACAACUACAAUAAGGGUGAGAUGAGUGCAUUAUGUUUUGAAGUUUUUCAAAAUGAGACCGAGACAAAUCCCUCUGGGAAUAUCGUUAGCAGCUAUGAUUUCUUAAUGGGUACUCAGAGCUCAGUUCAAGCUUCAGGCAAACCAGGCCAGAAGAAUUUGGUUGAGCCAAACGUGGAUUCAGUUGGCAAUAGCCCUUCCAGUUCAAAUACUAUAACUGUGAAGAAAACCAAAACUAAAGAGCCAAAGGAGGCUAAGAAGGUUCCUGCAAACAGCUUCCCCUCACAUGUCAAAAGUUUGCUGAAAACUGGUCUGCUGGAUGGUGCUUCUGUCAAGUACGUUUCCUGGUCAAGAGAGAAACAUCUUAAAGGAACCAUUAAAGGAGCUGGCUAUCUAUGCGGCUGCAAAGAAUGCAACUUCACCAAGGUUUUGAAUGCCCAUCAGUUUGAGCGUCACGCUAAUUGCAGGACCAAACACCCCAACAAUCACAUAUUCUUGGAGAGUGGAAAGACCAUAUAUUCAGCUGUGCAAGAGCUCAGGUAUACUCCUCAGAAGAACCUAUUUGAGGAGAUUCAAAAUGUGACUGGAGCAAAAAUUAAUCUUGAAAAAUUCCUCACCUGGAAAGGUUCCUUUGAAGCUGCCAAUCGUGAACUUGAGCGUAUUUAUGGGAAGGAUGAUAUCACCACCGUCUGUUGAGGUGAAGAGUGUGGUAUUAGAGGGCUGGUGAGUUGGGAUAAGCUGUGUAAUUUGACCAUAUUAGCAGCUGUGUAAUUUGUUGAUAUUAGCAGCCAUAUCCGUGAACUUGAGCUAAGUAGUUACCAACUGGGUUUUUAGUAUAUAAUAAUUCAACAAACCUAUGUGUAUAAACUUUUGAAUAUACAGUUGAUAUGUCAUCAUUAUGAUUGAGUGAUUUUAAAUUAAAGAUAAAAUAACACCUAAUUAAAUGAUGUCAUAUCAACUGUAUAUUCGAUUAUAUACUUAAAAGUGUGUAUACAUAAUAUUGCUCAUAAUAAUUUGCGUAGAUGGACAACAACAGGGUUAUAUUUGUAAUGAAUUAAGACUCUUUUAAGUAUGCUGUUGGUGUUGAAUAAUCUGUUAAAGGGAA
Molecule: messenger RNA, 2272 nt
Organism: Mangifera indica (mango)
Lineage: Eukaryota; Viridiplantae; Streptophyta; Magnoliopsida; Sapindales; Anacardiaceae
Exons: 6
Coding region: 241-1863 (540 amino acids)
Source: RefSeq, a predicted model, not a curated record